Didymella exigua CBS 183.55 is the source of this 867-nucleotide messenger RNA. RefSeq names its product fructose-bisphosphate aldolase. The transcript has 3 exons. Lineage: Eukaryota; Fungi; Ascomycota; Dothideomycetes; Pleosporales; Didymellaceae. Gene Ontology annotation, biological process: carbohydrate metabolic process. The record is from RefSeq and is a predicted model, not a curated record. The coding region runs from base 1 to 867 and encodes 288 amino acids. Gene Ontology annotation, molecular function: aldehyde-lyase activity; zinc ion binding.
AUGACAAGUCUCGAAAAGAACCGCACAUUGCGCAUCCUGAACACUGCAGCGUCAGGCAAAUAUGGAGUGCUUGCAGCCAUUGCCUACAACGUCGAACAGCUCGAAGCACUCGUGGGCGCCGCUGAAGCAAAGCGCUCACCACUGAUCAUCCAACUGUUCCCCUCGACCCUCACACAGCUUCCUUUGCUGGCACACGCAGCUGCGCAUGCGGUCAAAACAGCGAAAGUCCCGCUGUCACUACAUAUCGACCAUGCGCAGAAUGAGGGGCAGAUCCGCGAGAUUAUCGCGACUCUACCGGUCGACUCCGUCAUGGUCGACAUGUCGCAUUACGAAGAGGCCGAGAAUCUCGAGAAGACGGAACGUCUGACAAAAGAGUGCCAUGCGAAGGGCAUCGCUGUAGAGGCCGAGAGUGGGAGGAUAAAUGGUGGUGAAGACGGCAUAGCAGAUACAGGCGACCUGGAGGCACUCUUCACAUCCCCCGAAGACGUGGACAAAUUCAUCGCUGCCGGCAUCGAUAUCCUCGCGCCCUCCGUCGGCAACGUGCACGGCGACUACGGACCCUCCGGUCCCGCAGAGGGGCAGAUCCACUUUGACCGCCUCGAGGCAAUCAAUAAGCAAAUCAACAAGCGCGUCCUAGUUGCGUUGCACGGCACAAAUGACUUCCCCGCGGCGGUCAUGGAGAGGUGCAUACGCGCUGGCGCGAUCAAGCUGAACGUUAACAAGUUGCUGCUGGAGGUUGGAAACGAGGUGCUGCGGAAGAACGCGGCGAGCACACCGCUGGUGAAGCUGAUUGAUCAGCAGAUGGACGCUAUACAAGCGGAGACGGAGCGGUGGAUGGACAUCUGCGGGAGCAGUGGGAAGGCAUGA